Gekko japonicus is the source of this 1473-nucleotide messenger RNA. RefSeq names its product cytochrome P450 2F3-like. Lineage: Eukaryota; Metazoa; Chordata; Lepidosauria; Squamata; Gekkonidae. Gene Ontology annotation, biological process: xenobiotic metabolic process. The transcript has 9 exons. Gene Ontology annotation, molecular function: iron ion binding; oxidoreductase activity, acting on paired donors, with incorporation or reduction of molecular oxygen, reduced flavin or flavoprotein as one donor, and incorporation of one atom of oxygen; heme binding. Gene Ontology annotation, cellular component: intracellular membrane-bounded organelle; cytoplasm. The record is from RefSeq and is a predicted model, not a curated record. The coding region runs from base 1 to 1473 and encodes 490 amino acids.
AUGGAGUCGCUGCCGGUCUGGUUGCUGUUCCUCCUUGUCUGUUGCGUCCUUCUCACCUUGGGGUGGAAGGGGGCUGCCACCAAAGGCCUCCUCCCUCCUGGGCCCACCCCCCUCCCCCUCCUGGGGAACUUCCUCCAACUGGACCGCAAGAACGUGAUCAAGUCCCUCAUGAAGAUGAGCGAGGAGUACGGGCCGGUGUUCACAGUCUACCUGGGAUUUCGGCGCGUCGUGGUCCUGUGCAGCUACAAGGUGGUGAAGGAGGCCCUGGUGGAGCAGGCGGAGGAGUUCAGUGGGCGCGCGCAGCUGCCGGCCUUCUCCAAGGAUUUCAAGGAACACGGGGUUGUAUUUUCAAAUGGGGACCGCUGGAAACACCUCCGUCGCUUCUCUCUCCACACACUGAGGAAUUUCGGGAUGGGAAAACGAUCUGUCGAGGAGCAGAUCCGGACAGAGGCCCAGUUCCUAGUUCAGGAGCUCUGUAAAACUGAAGAGAGGCCCUUCGACCCAGUCUUCAUCAUUAGCCGUGCCGUAUCCAACGUCAUCUGCUCUGUUGUUUUUGGGGAUCGCUUCGAAUACGACGAUGAGAAGUUCCUUGUACUGAACAGGCUGAUAACAGAGCGCGUUGCCAGUUCACCCAUGGCUCAGCUGUACAACAUGUUCCCAGAGAUCAUGGAGAAAAUCCCUGGACCGCACCACAGGGGCAGCAAAUGUUCCCAGGAGAUCAUCAGCUUCAUUCUGGAAAGAAUCGAGAUGCGGAAGGCCUUGCUGGACCCCUGCAUGCCCCAGAAUUACAUCGACUGCUUUUUAGUGAAGAUGGAGCAGGAAAAACAGAACCCAGGGACGGAAUUUUGCCUGGAGAAUUUGGUGAUGACCACAUUCAAUUUAUUCUUUGCUGGAACGGAGACCAUCAGCACCACCCUGAGAUACGGGUUCCUCAUCAUGUUAAAACAUCCACACAUUCAAGACAAGAUCCACAAGGAAAUUGACCGCGUGAUCGGGCGGGAUCGAGCGCCGGCCGGCGAGGACAGAAGCAAAAUGCCUUACAUGGAGGCCGUCCUGCACGAGAUCCAGCGGUUCAGUGACAUCCUCCCCAUGAGCCUUCCCCACGCCGUCACCCGCAACACCCACUUCAGGGGCUACGUCAUCCCUAAGGGAACUUACGUCUACCCGCUGCUCACCACCGUGCACUUUGACCCCGAGCAGCACUCCAACCCCUACGAGUUUGACCCCGGGAGAUUCCUGGACGCCAGAGGCUGCUUUCAGAAGGCGGAUGCGUUCAUGCCUUUCUCGGCAGGGAAGCGCGUAUGCCUGGGCGAAGGGCUGGCCCGCAUGGAGCUGUUCCUCUUCUUCACUGCUAUCCUGCAGGCCUUCACCCUCACAUCGCCCUUGCCAUCUGAGCAGAUCAGUCUUGAGCCUAUUGUGAGUGACCUCGGCAAGGUGCCUCCUCUGUAUCAGCUUUCAAUGCUCCAUCGCUGA